AUGGGGAGAUACAGGUGGUCAUCAUGGGGAGAAGGAGGAGGAGAGGGGAAGGUCGGACCUGCAUGGCUUGAAGGGCUGAUGAGGGAGACAUUCUUUGGUGGGUGUGGGGCCCACCAGAAUCAACGCAAGAACGAGAAGAACGUCUUCUGCUUGCACUGUUGCCUUAGCAUCUGCCCCCACUGCCUCCCCUUCCACCGCCUUCACCCUCUUCUCCAGGUGCGAAGGUAUGUUUACCACGAUGUGGUUCGAUUGGAUGACUUGGAAAAGCUCAUUGAUUGUUCCAAUAUUCAGCCUUACACUAUAAACAGUGCGAAGGUGAUAUUCUUAAAUCAGAGGCCACAAUCAAGGUCAUGCAAAGGCAGUGCCAAUGCUUGCUUCACUUGUGAUAGGAUUCUUCAAGAGCCAUUCCACUUUUGUUCUCUUUCAUGCAAGGUGAACUACAUGGUGUACGAGGGUGAAAGCUUGUCCACCAUUUUACAUCGAUUCGAUGAAUCUGACUUCGCAAUUUCGCAGUUCGAGGGUCUAAGAGUUGAUGGCUCAGAGGUCAUAGACGAAGAUUCCCAUUUUGCCCCUACUUCUUCCUACUCCAACACCACCGAGGCUACCAGCAAUUCCGUAAUUUCAUGUGAAGCCAACAACACUUCGAAGAAGAACAAGGGCAAGGCCACUAGGUUCCUCCCUGGAAUUGUUCUCUCUCUUGGCAAUCGAAGAAAGGGUGCUCCUCAUAGGGCACCUCUCUCCUAAGUCUUCAAUCCAAUAUCAUUAUUAUAUAUAUAAUAUAAUAAUAAUAAUAAGGCUUUAUUACAUUCUUAAUAAUAUCUUACUAUUAAUUAGACUAGAG
Messenger RNA from Arachis stenosperma, 841 nucleotides. Its product is annotated as protein RGF1 INDUCIBLE TRANSCRIPTION FACTOR 1-like. The transcript has 4 exons. The record is from RefSeq and is a predicted model, not a curated record. The coding region runs from base 1 to 744 and encodes 247 amino acids. Lineage: Eukaryota; Viridiplantae; Streptophyta; Magnoliopsida; Fabales; Fabaceae.